This is a messenger RNA of Thalassophryne amazonica, 624 nucleotides long. Its product is annotated as UV excision repair protein RAD23 homolog B-like. Lineage: Eukaryota; Metazoa; Chordata; Actinopteri; Batrachoidiformes; Batrachoididae. The record is from RefSeq and is a predicted model, not a curated record. Gene Ontology annotation, molecular function: proteasome binding; polyubiquitin modification-dependent protein binding; ubiquitin binding. Gene Ontology annotation, cellular component: cytosol; nucleoplasm. Gene Ontology annotation, biological process: proteasome-mediated ubiquitin-dependent protein catabolic process. The transcript is spliced from 3 exons. The coding region runs from base 197 to 427 and encodes 76 amino acids.
CCACAUAUCUGGCAACGCUGCCCUUUCUGCUCGUUGCACCAACUUGUCACCAAAGAUGGCGAUUUGCUGAGUGCUCAUGGAUGAUACACACAUUUCACGGCUAGUUGUUAUCAUACCCGAAACUCCAACUUUAAAAACGGAUUAAGGCUUUACGGGCAGCAGUUUCUCCGUUCGAAGCACGCCAGUCACCGCUACAAUGCAGAUCACACUAAAAACACUGCAACAGCAGACUAUUCAAAUUGAGAUAGACCCCGAGCAAACGGUGAAGGCAUUGAAAGAGAAAAUAGAAGCAGAAAGAGGAAAAGAUAACUUUCCUGUAUCUGGGCAAAAGCUGAUAUAUGCUGGCAAAAUCCUGCAAGAUGACACGCCUAUAAAAGAUUACAAAUUGAUGAGAAGAAUUUGUAGUAGUGAUGGUGUCCAAGGCUAAGCCUGCAGCUGCUGCCUCGCUCCACCCUCAGAAGUACCCAAGCCUCCUGUCCAGGACUCUGGCUCCACAUCUACAGCUGUCCCAGCUUCCAGCCCUGCCCCUGCCCCAGCCUUAACUCCAGCAGCUGUCCCCAUUCCUCCUGAGGAGGCCAAAGAGGAGCCAAGUGCUGCAGCCACAGAACCACAACAACCAGCCAG